GCCAAAUACAAAGCUGUUUUUAUCUUUUCACAUAAAACCCCACACGUCGUGUUGGCCAAUCCUCCCCUUAUCGAAAAAUUGUACCUUUAAUCAUGGCCCCUCACAAAUAAGCUGCUCAUUUGGUCAGGUGGGUUUUGGUGGGAAAAAUAAGGGUUCUUUUUUUCUGGAUGAUAUUUGGUUAGUUCACACAUCAUUUCAAAUCGAUCCGAUUAUUGAAAUUGGUGAAAAGAAGAUAAGGAAAAUUGGCCCUGCGCAGAUGCAUUCAGGCAAGUAAGUUCGCAUUAGGUUUUUGUUGUUGCCUUCUGUUGUUUCGAGGUUGCGUCUCAUGUGAGAGCCCCAAAGAAUUUGACCGAGUCAGCAUGUGACGAAAGAAGUGAUGAUUUUGUAGGCAUUGGAGUCAGACUGGUUGUUUGAAGCUUGAAAUAAUUGGCAGUUUGAUCCUCUUUCGUAAUUUGUUGCAAUUUUUUCCUACGAAAUUAUUGGGUAGUUGACAUUUGACAAACGAGUUGUUACUAUACGAGUUUCUGCUCGCCUUUUGAGCUGAAUAGUUUGUAUGUUGAUUAGUUUUCCACGAUUGCGAUUAUUCGAAUCUUCUUAGUUGCUCAGAAGAAUUUUGCUCGAUAUGGCUUUGUAGGGAUAUUGGUGAUGAGCAAUUGAAAAGCUUAGUUUUUCUUUUUUACAAGUGGUUCAUGGAUGUUUGGAUUAUAGCUGCUGCUGCUGGUGCAGGAUAUGUAGCUAAGCGUUUCAAGAAAUUGAAUAUGGGUAAGUGUACUAAUAUCUCAGAUUCGUCAUCCGAGAAUCUUGAAAUUGCAACCAAGUCCCUAGAAACUGUGAAUAGGGUGCAGGAUAAUAUUGCAGAAGAUAUAAGUAAACCAAUAGAACGGGCUUUUCCAUGUGCUUCUGCUGUAGAAAUGGCUCCUACUAGUGGAUACCAAACUGAAAAUUUCAUAAUAUCUGAUUCAAAUUCUUUACCGGGCCCUUCAAACAAUGGAGACUUUGCAGCGAAUCAGGAAGUUUGGUUACAUUCUGUCAUGAAUGAAGAUAUUUCUGGCAAGUCGAGCGAAGUUGGAUUUUCUUAUGACUUUAGACGAAAUAGAAGUAGCCUUAGGAGUAGACACGUUAACAAUAGAUGUAUAAAACACCGGACUUCGCUAGAGAGUUGUCUUAUGGCUCAGUUGUGCAACGAACAUGCCAAAAUGGAAGAAUAUACUUACUCGACUUAUAUGCCGUGUGAACCAAUGCUGAGGCCGUUCAUUGUGACUGAUGGAAACCGAAUAAUCAGCCGAGCAUUUAAUGAAUCUUGCAGUAAAGAACUUGAAGCAGGGAAUUAUAAGUUAGGAAAAGAUAACAACCCAAAUUGUGAUCCAAGAUUACAGAAUGAUGUGCAGGUGGAGUUAUUGGUGCGGGAUAAAGGAAAACCUGUAAAGACGGUGAAAAAACAGCAGGGUAAUGCACAAGGAUCAUCGUCAGAUGGUGCUCUUCUUUUCUAUCUCGGGCUGACUAUGGGCAUCACAUAUUCUUCAUUACAGCAAAAAAGGGAAAUCGAGAAGUUGAGGAAUUCAUUGAAGCAGACAGAGGAUCUCGUUGAAGAUCUUCAGGAGGAGCUUGAAAUGAAGGAUGCAUCAACCUUGAAGGAGCUUACUGUAGAGGAUCACGAAUCGCUAGACGUGCGAAAUUAUUCUUACUUUAAUGAUCCUAUGCAAUCCGCGUCACCUGAACAGAAAUUGGAUUGUUCUCCAAAUAACUUUAAUGAAGAUUAUCGUGAUCGGGAUUCUGAGGAAGAAUCUUUGAGGAAAAUUGAAGCUGAGCUGGAAGCAGAAUUGGACAGGUUGGCGUCAAAUAUGAAGUCGUGCAGCUUGGAAGGGAAAUUAUUGAAUGCAGCUGAGGUUAGCCUAUUUAUUCUGCUUCUUAUGCUUGUUUUAUGUGUUUACACCCACCGUAAAUUGCAGCAGCUCGACUCAGAUCUUCGACCAGAGUUAUUCGGAGCUAAUGCUGCUCAGAACUCGACCAGCGGCUGCUCUUCCCCCACUGCCACCACUCCUCACUCAGUCCACUAUCCAGUUUCUCCUCGAGACCUUAGCCUUCGCUUACAUCAAGUCAUCCAAUCAAGACUUGAAGAGCGCGUAAAAGAACUCGAGACAGCCCUCGAGCAAAGCCAGAAAAUAAUCAAUCGGCAAUCCAAGAACAAUAACCCAUGUGAAAGUGAAAGCUCGUUUUCUUCAGCAGAAAUAUUACGGCAUCUGGACCAGCCUGUGGUAAUAAAUCUUUCAGGGGAGGCUCUAAGCGCGUACAACGAGGCGUACGAUGAGCUGGCGAAGCUGUCUGAAUCGGACAAUGCCAGCUUGGACAAUUAUGCAGAGCUGUCGAACGAUGGGAGUGAAGAUGAGAUGGAGAGGCUGUUGAUAAGGCAGAUUGUGGAGAAGGCGAGGCAAGGCUCGCCUGCGGUUUUGAAGGCGCAAAGGGAUUUGUUUUGCGGUUGAAUUGAGUGAUGAAUGUUUGUGAAUGGGAUUUUUUAAAUUGAAAAACUAUAGUUUGCAACUUCCAAAUGGUCUGAAGCUAAAAUAUAUGCCGAAUAUAACAAAAUGAUAAAAUUUGAUGGAUGCUUUUGAGCUCAUUUAUGCAACGAUAAAC
Striga asiatica is the source of this 2631-nucleotide messenger RNA. The record is from the annotation of a GenBank genome assembly. NCBI's taxonomy places the organism in Eukaryota, Viridiplantae, Streptophyta, Magnoliopsida, Lamiales, Orobanchaceae.